AUGGCGCCAGCCGAAGACCGCAUGGCCCGCUUCAAGGCCCUCCAGGCGCGGGCGAAAAGCUCCUCCGAAACAAACCUCAAGGAGGCCACCAAGGAAUCCCAAAGACUCGGGACCGAUCAGAGCCAACUCACAGCCCUGCAGCGCAAGCACGACAUCGCAGCGCACAAACUGCUCAAGGCGGAGAUUGAAGAAUCCGGCAGAGAUUUCGAGCGCAAGCGGGCUUGGGACUGGACCGUCGACGAGAGCGAGAAGUGGGACAAGCGGAUGAAGAAGAAGGCCGCGCACCGUGACAACAAUGCCUUUAGCGACGCCCAUCAAGAAAGCAACAAGAUUUACAAGCGCCAGCUCAAGAACAUCACCCCCGACAUGGAGCGUUACGAGAAGCAGAAGAUGGCCGCCAUCGAAAAGGCUGCCGCCUCGGGAGGCCUGGACAUCGUGGAGACCGAGAAUGGCGAGCUCAUCGCCGUCGAUAAAGACGGGUCGUUUUAUUCCACAGCCGACACCACCACCUUUUCGCAGAACAAGCCUGAAAAGGCGGCGGUGGACCGCCUGGUUGCAGACCUGCGACGGGCCGAGGAGCAGAGACUCAAGAAGAGAAAGGAGCGCAUGGCCAAGAAUGGCGACGACGGAGACGUCACAUACAUCAAUGAGAAGAACAAGCAGUUCAACCAGAAACUGGCCAGGUUCUACGACAAGUACACCGCCGAUAUCCGGGACAGCUUCGAGAGAGGCACCAUGAUUUAA
Metarhizium album ARSEF 1941 is the source of this 744-nucleotide messenger RNA. RefSeq names its product mRNA splicing factor SYF2. Gene Ontology annotation, cellular component: catalytic step 2 spliceosome; post-mRNA release spliceosomal complex; Prp19 complex. The transcript has a single exon. The record is from RefSeq and is a predicted model, not a curated record. Lineage: Eukaryota; Fungi; Ascomycota; Sordariomycetes; Hypocreales; Clavicipitaceae. Bases 1 to 744 code for a protein of 247 amino acids.